AUGGCCAGUGCACAAGAAUCCUCUUCAAAAAGGCGAGCCUCUGUGCUAGUCGCCGACUGGGUCGACAGUCACCAUGGCCAUCGCCACCAUCAUCAUCAUCUUGCCGACACGACGACAUUUGCAGAGUAUUCAUUCAUGAUCAGCAUGGAGGCCAGGCAGUUUUUGAUCGAAUUUCAGGCCGACAUUGCCACCAAGCUGCAGGAAUGUAUCGAUAGACGGCCCACCUCGGGACGCCAGACCAUGGAAAUCCUCAACGACGAGGACGCCGCCAGGACCCUCUUUUCCAUGACGGUGGAGAGGCUGGCGACGCCAUCGGCAACCGAGAUCCUCCGGAUGAUGGAGGAGGAAUUCUACUUUGAUUGCGACGACCUAGUGCGGGCGGCGCUGGCAUGGUACGAGCUCGAAAGAGAAGAGAGCGCGAGCCCGGCCUCGCAGAAGCCAGAGCUCAUCAUGCUCAUAGAAGAGCUGGUAGAGCAGUACUCUUGGGAGCCGUCGAUUGCACACUGGCGGGAGAGGCACUCACCAGCGAGGUUCCAGGCCGACAGGGAACUCGUGGAAGCCUUUUGGAGGGCACUACCGAGGCUGGUCCGCGAGCAUCAGCAACUGCGCGGUGAUUACCACGACACAGAUGAUGGUGCCUCGGAUGUACGUUCGGAAGAGAGCGGCAAUGACUAUGGCAAUGCCCUUGACUCUGCCGGACCAAAGUACAAGAAAAGUGCACCAGUGACCGAGGUAAUGAGCACAACCUGCGGGCCAUGUCCCAUUUAUUGA
Molecule: messenger RNA, 771 nt
Organism: Pestalotiopsis fici W106-1
Lineage: Eukaryota; Fungi; Ascomycota; Sordariomycetes; Amphisphaeriales; Sporocadaceae
Exons: 1
Coding region: 1-771 (256 amino acids)
Source: RefSeq, a predicted model, not a curated record